This is a messenger RNA of Rodentolepis nana, 1731 nucleotides long. The record is from the annotation of a GenBank genome assembly. NCBI's taxonomy places the organism in Eukaryota, Metazoa, Platyhelminthes, Cestoda, Cyclophyllidea, Hymenolepididae.
AUGACCAGAAAAAAGUCGAAAGCUUUUCGUCCAAGGAACUUAGAUCAAUCAUUUAACGUAGAGAAGGCCGGAAUGGAUUCUCUUUCCUAUGGAAGACUCAUUCUUCUAGGAACAAACGGGGCAGCCACUAGACCAGAGGUUAAUAAGAAUGGUAAUAGAUGUUUGGAACUUUGUCAAAGACCAACUUCGAAUGGAGUCUCUCCAGGUCCUGUGUCCUUCGUCCCAGAUUCAACCAAAUCCGAAGUUGUUACAAAUCCCAGUCGACAUGCCGUUUCCUAUACUUUCAAUCGCACUAAUACGGUUGUGGUGGAGUAUGUUCCAGAUCCAAACAUUGAUCUCUUUCAGAUUGGACGCUAUAAAUCACCCAUUAUCGAUUUCCUUAUUGGAGAUGUCCCUUCACCGACUGAGCGUUCGAGUCCAACAUCGAAUGGACAUGGUAAUGGUUCAUUCCUGGAGAGAUCUCGAGCUAGUAUCUUCUUCGGUAUGUUUGACAGAUCCUCUCCUACGCCAAAGAAACCUGCUGGCUCUCUGUCCACUGUCUCUCGAUUCGCCUGCCGAAUCGAUAUUGAUAGAAGACAUCCGCAUGAGGCCCGCAUUUAUGCUGCGGGAUUCGAUACACGGAAUAAUAUUUUCCUUGGUCCCAAGGGUGACCUUCGAAUUCCCCAAUGGGAAUCACGUGCCAUGGUUCUGCGAGAUAAUAAUCUUAUGAUUAGCCCUGUCGCAGAGUAUAAGGAAGCUUUAAAUGAAAAUGCCUGUAAAUGGCGACACAGUGAUAUUAUGGAUGGGUUCACCACAAAUGGAGUUCGCAUUUUCCGACCUAGUCAGUGGCUCAAACGUGAUCUCAAUGAUGAGGAACAGUCCUCCCUAUGGCGGGAAGUGAGCGUCUGCGGAAAUGUGUACAGGUUGCAUUCCACCAUGUUUGUACCUGGUGAAACUGAUCGGGUGGAGGAGGAGGAUAAUGUGCUGGAGGAUGGAACACUGAUUGAUCUCUGCGGGGCAAUCCUAAUUUGGCGAUCAGCUGAAGGUUUAAGAAAUGGUCUCACACUAACCGAUGUUAGUGAAAUGAUCAACAUUCUCAAUCAGCUUCAUAUCCAGUGUCCAGUUUAUCUCAAAACCCUUCAAUUCAAGGAGUUCUGUGGACCACGAGUUCCUUCUAAGUUCGCCUACAAUGACAAUUACUCAUCCAAUUCUUCUCUCAGUGCAACUUUUGGUGGAGGCAGCCAACCCCAUGUUUACUUGAAUUGUGGGCAUGUUCAUGGGUAUCAUGACUGGCGACCCAUUGGUGAACAUACUGUGGGCGAACGAGACAAGCGAACUUGCCCCCUUUGCAGACAAUCUUCAAGAUUUGUGCGACUUUCAAUCGGUGAGGAAGUUGGAUUUUACGUGGAUCGAGGUGCACCAUCGCAUUGUUUCAACCCCUGUGGACACAUCGCCUCUGAGGCCACCGUUAGAUUUUGGUCCAGUUUGAAGCUUCUAGUGACAAAUCAGACUCCCAUGAUGCCGAAGUGCCCUUUCUGUGCCCAUCCAGUUGAAGGACCCCCCGUGAGACUAAUAUUCCAACAUCGAGCGGACGAGAGUACUCUAAAGGCCGCAUUUGAGGCCUUUAACUGCACUCCUCUCGAUUCACCCUGUAAAGCCGCCCCCUUUGUUUUCACCUCGCAAUCCUCAGCAUCACCUUCUCCUGUUGCAAUCCCCACCGCUCCCGAAAUGAUCUAUUCUGAUAUUGACUAG